Messenger RNA from Acanthaster planci (crown-of-thorns starfish), 2060 nucleotides. RefSeq lists its product as uncharacterized. The record is from RefSeq and is a predicted model, not a curated record. NCBI's taxonomy places the organism in Eukaryota, Metazoa, Echinodermata, Asteroidea, Valvatida, Acanthasteridae.
UGCGAUGACAGUCAAUGCUUACGAAGCGUGGAAUUCAAAGAGGCCAUAUGGCUGACACCGCAGGCGACUAGCAUAGACAUGCAGUGUAAGGCAGACCUGCUAAAGCGCUACCAACCUCAGAUCACUACAAGUUGGGUCAAGGAUGGCUUGCCGGUCGUUGCGUCCCAGCGACUUGAGUUGGACAGCCUCGGAACCCUCCGCAUCACCAACCCGGUCCCCGAAGACCACGGUCUGUACGCCUGCCAAGCCAAGUACUGGGAUACAGUGAUCACGACCAACGAGAUACGACUCCACGCGGGCCCCCCGGGCCGUGCGCUGGGGGAGUCGUCUUUCUGGAUCGCUCAAAACAACGAUAUUGUGGGCGUGUCUAACGUCUGGGCGAUAUCCAUUAUGCUCAUCACAGCCAUUGGGAUCGUGUGGCUCUUCGUAGUAAUAGUACUCCGACUCAAACGAAGCAGAUGCUGCGGCAAGGAUUACGAGCUGGUGGCUUCCACCGCAAACUGACGACGGAGGAUAGCUGCAGGCGGCAACGGCUCGUUGAGAUGGAGCCUUGUCAGACCUACAUAAAGCGAUUUUUUUUUUAAAUAAAGCAUCAAAAUAUCCUCGAAAAAUUUCAGAAGGAAAUGCCCCAGUCGCCAUAUUGAAGCAUCUUUUGGCCUCUGGUAGGUGGAGCUUUGAUGCAGACAUCCAACGCAGGGAGGUUGAAACCAUGGAUACCUGCAACACCUGGCGUUCGAUCUUAAUUUUGUGUUGUUGCACUGGUAAGAGCGUACAGUCGCCUCAUUGAUCAUUAUAAAUGCCAAUUUUGAAGGCUGGAAUGAAAACAAAGACAGCAAUGUCCCCCUUUCUCGGUGCAAAUAUACACAUAAUUCUUUUAUUAUCAAAAUAAAGCAUUACUUUAAUAAUCAUUCACUGUUAAAAGCCCCAAAAUACCUGCAGCAGAAGGAAAUAAUUUGUAGACCCUUUAAAAAUAGUUGAUGUUCACUUCUUUUUUUGGCUAAUCUGGGUAUACCUAUCCAUCAAUGUGCAAAAAUCCUUUCCUGUAUAAAAAAGUCAGGUAUGUCUUCAUCCAUCAUAUUACAUUCUUUCAUUUAAAACAGCAAUCAAAUAACAAUUGCUUGAUUGCAAAGCAUAAACUGAGAAAAACCAAAGCAAAUCUAAACAGACAAAAGAAGAUCUACAAUCACAAACACCUGUAAGUACAGGCAAGCGUUAAAAAUGCAGAUAACUUUAUACAAAUUGAUGCAUGUGCUAUCUGGUGAUGAGCACAGACGAGAAGGCUUUUUGACUCUCCGAAUUUGAAUGCAGAGCGUCUCCCCACGAGCUUCCUCUUUCCUUGAAACUGAUUGGAAUCAGCUUCUUGGUGAGUUACACUUACUCACUCACACAUUUGAAAAUAUUGAGUUACAUUCUCAAAAAGCAACUUUCAUUUCCUAAAGAGGAAAAUCAGUUCUUUUAUCAUUUUUUCAUGCGCACAGAAACAACAAAUCGAAUCUAAUCAAUUUGCAGCACUUGGCACGACAAAAGUAAUCUAAACUAUUUUGUAUAAGCAAAACUUAAACCGAAAGGUCCAGUUUACUCAACUGGUUCACCACUACAACAUGACAUUUGUUCAUUUGGCACACAACAUAUAUACAGAUCAAACCUCACCAAAGCAUUAUUAUGUAUCUCUUGAGGAAAUGACAAGUGUUGUGUGCUGACAACUUUUAUUACCUUGACUGGUUAGAAAAAUAUACAAAGGUACACUAUGGUGUAAAUGUAACAUAUCAGAGUUGUGGACUUGCCCCUGACAAGCAUUAAGACCUGUCAUGAAAUCAAUCAACGGAGUACAGCAAUGGUUGGAUAAAGCUAAGUUAGGCUCAAUAAGUUUUGACUGGAAUAAUGUUUACCAUUAUGUCCCAGAGCACCACUUGGCAAAUCCAUUGUAGCGAAAAAAGAUAUGCUGGUUAAGUACACUCAAAUCAUAGGGAAGACAAACACUGGUGAUUCUGAGCAUUUGCACAUUAGCUUGUGCACGACAUAAACAACAGUGGACCAGUCAGGUGGGACUGGUAUAUACA